UAAAGACGUACAUCUUCAUAGGAAACCGCAAAACGGUUACGAGCAUUCACAGGCAGCCUGUAGCUCUUGUAUAUGCGCUCGAGUUGCUGUGGGAAAUGUGAUUUCCGAAUCGAAGAUGAUCUACGAAAAUAACCCGAGGAAUGGAGUAGGAGGACUGAGGGGUGAGGAAGCUGAUCGGGAGAUGUGGGACACAGUCGCGGGUGGUGAUUCUGAGGAAAUGUGCGAGUAGUGCGGGACGGAGGGAGUAUUUUAUAGGAGGAUCAAGAUGGCGUUAGGACCAUCUAUGUUGAUAACUUCAUUGAUGACAGUGGUGCUCAUCGAUAUGGAAGUGACAAUGAAAACUCUCCAAGUCGUGCUCCCCAGGGAACUUCAACUUAUAUAUUUUGGUUGAAAUCCUGCUGAAGAAUGAGAAGAAUAUGCAGAAAUAAAUGAGUUCUUCAAAAUUGGCAAGAAAAGAAAGAAAACUGAAAAAAGUGCUGCCGAGGUUGCUCUCCUCGUUCAAAGUGUUAUGGCGAAACUGGAGGUGGUUGCCGAGGAAGAUGCUGAACUUAAUCAGCAGGGAAAACCUGCCAUAAACAAAUUGAAGAAGUUAUCCCUUCUCACAGAUGUCCUAUCAAAGUUAGUUGGCUGGUCUUAAUUUCUGUUUGUGUCUAUAAUUUCUUUUAUUAUAUUUGUCUUGCAUGGGUUACUUUUGGGUAGAAAACAACUCCAGCAAGAAUUUCUGGAUCAUGGAGUUUUGACUCUCCUGAAGAACUGGCUCGAGCCUCUACCUGAUGGGAGUUUGCCAAACAUCAACAUCCGUGCUGCAGUUCUCAGGAUUCUGUUCGAUAUUCCAAUUAAUUUGGAUCAGUUUGGUUGAAGAUAACAAUUAAAGAAAAGUGGCAUUGGAAAGGUCAUUAUGUUUUUGUCGAAGUCAGAUGAGGAGACUACAGACAACCGAAAACUUGCUAGAGAAUUGGUUCACAAAUGGAGCCGUCUAAUUUUCAACUAGAGCACAAGGUUUGAGGAGAUGAAGAACUUUGAGGAUGAAAGAGUUAUGAGGCGGCCUACUCUCAAAAAGGUGAUGAGUAAAGGAUCAGGAAUGCCGUCUGCAGACUAUGACAUUGAUUUAUCAAAAGAAUCUCCCAAGGGGUUAAAAUCUGCCCAUUCAUCUUCUAAUCAGCAUGCUUCUAGGCCAGAAGCAAUGUUGAUGGAUUUUUUGGUCCGUCCUCAGUCCAAGGUUGAUCCAGAUGUAGUGAGAGCUCGGGCUAAACAAGUGGUACAAGAUCAGCAUCGUGCGAAGUUUUGGAGUCACCGAGGCUUGCAAAGUGGGAAUAUUUUUCUCGUAGUAGCAUCAGCUUUUUUCCCCUCACUCUCUCGACCAUCAUGAAGUCAAGGCAGUGUUAUUCAUUGAUCUUGACAACAGUUACUUUCUGAUUUUUCGUGGCUACUGAAGAAUGUUGGAGUUAACUUGUCGAUCAUAUCAUUCUUUAUGCUCCUUCUCGUCCUUCAUAUUGGUGAUGAACACAAAGCUGCAGCAGGUACAGGCUACAAAGCUUAGUGUUGAAGGUCGUGAUUCAGCGGGAAUUCGCCGACACGCACUUCAGCGUAGUAUUUCUCAUCACACUAACCAAUCUCCGGCCGCCGAUGGCUGAACCAAUCGCCUCCAACGAGUUAGUGCUGCAGCAGCAGCAGCAGCAGCAGCCUCCCCCGAAACCUCGGCCCAAGCGCUUCGUGAAGAACCAAAUCCCCGACUCCCUCCUCAACGACGCCGCGCUCAACGCCGCCAUCUCCCUCCUCCCAGCCAACUACAAUUUCGAGAUUCACAAAAUCAUCUGGCGCGCGCGCUCCUCCAACGCCACCCGCGUCGCUCUCCAGUUCCCGGAAGGCCUCCUUAUGUACUCGCUCGUCAUCUCCGACAUCCUCGCCACCUUCGCCGCCGUCACCCAUUGCUUCAUCCUCGGCGACGUCACCUACGGUGCCUGCUGCGUCGACGACCUCUCCGCGCGCGCGCUCGACGUCCACCUCCUCGUCCACUUCGGCCACAGCUGCCUCGUCCCCAUCGAUUCCACCACCGUCCCCGUGCUGUACAUCUUCGUCGAGAUCGCAAUCAACACGCGGAAGCUCCUCCACGAGCUGAAUUUCAAUUUCAGCCCUGAUCAGAUCAGUAAUUUCGUCAUGGCUGGAACUAUUCAAUUUUCCAAUGCGAUCCGCUUGGUGAAGCCGGAGCUGGAGAAUUUAGGGUUUAGGGUUUUGAUUCCCCAAUCGAAGCCCCUUUCUGCGGGAGAGGUCCUCGGGUGCACUGCACCAAGCGUGAAGAUACAAGAUUGUGCGGGAAAGGAUAGUGUGAUUAUAUUUGUGGCGGAUGGAAGGUUCCAUUUGGAGGCGUUUAUGAUUGCAAAUCCUGAUAUUAAGGCGUUUAGAUAUGAUCCUUAUUUGGGGAAGCUGUUCUUGGAGGAGUACGAUCACGUGGGGAUGAAGGAGAAUAGGAGAAAGGCGAUAGAGAGAGCAAAGGGGGCGAAAACAUGGGGUAUUGUAUUGGGGACGUUAGGCAGGCAAGGGAAUGCUGCUGUGUUGAACAGGUUGGAAGGGAAAAUGAGGGAUAAAGGAUUGGAUUUUAUGGUGGUUUUGAUAUCCGAAUUGUCGCCUAGGAAGAUUGAGCUGUUCGGGGAUGCAGUGGAGGCUUGGGUUCAGAUUGCGUGCCCCAGACUGUCUAUUGAUUGGGGCGAUGCGUUUAAGAAGCCGUUGUUGACAUCCUUUGAGGCUGAGAUUGCACUCAGGGAUUUGCCUGGGUGGUGGGAGAGAAAAUUAGAGUGUAGUGACAGUUCAGAAUGUGGCCAGAAUGAAGGUUGUUGUGGAAAUGGCAAUAUGCAAAAGGGUGUGGAUUAUCCAAUGGAUUAUUAUGCACAGGAUGGAGGGGAGUGGAAUUCUUCUUACUCGAAGAAGCUUGCUCAUAAUCGUGGGAAAAAAGAUCAGUGUUGCAAUGGAAAUAGUGUGAGAUGUUAAAAGAUUUGGAUGAGAUUAAAGAUAGAACUACAUGUCAUAGUUAUACCCCAUUUUUCGUUUGUAUCUUUUAACAUAUUGAUAUCGGGAAUGAGUUUUGUUCCGGCCUAUAUCCCUUUGUUAUAAAAUUCUGUUUAUGUUUA
This is a messenger RNA of Salvia splendens (bonfire salvia), 3125 nucleotides long. RefSeq names its product 2-(3-amino-3-carboxypropyl)histidine synthase subunit 1. The record is from RefSeq and is a predicted model, not a curated record. The coding region runs from base 1627 to 2985 and encodes 452 amino acids. Gene Ontology annotation, molecular function: 2-(3-amino-3-carboxypropyl)histidine synthase activity. The transcript has 13 exons. NCBI's taxonomy places the organism in Eukaryota, Viridiplantae, Streptophyta, Magnoliopsida, Lamiales, Lamiaceae. Gene Ontology annotation, biological process: protein histidyl modification to diphthamide.